CGCCGAGCCGCGCGUCCCCAGAGCCCCAGGCGCACACGGAGGAGGCAGACACGCAGGCAGGGGCGGCCGCAGCUCCGUGUCCCCGUCCCCCAUGCGGACAGACAGACGGACGGGCCGAAGAUGGCUGACGACCCCGCGGGGCAUCUAGCCCGCAGCCCGGCGCCAGCGACGGCGAAAGCCACCGGGGCGGCGGCGGCGGCGGCGGCAUCCCCGAGAUUCCCGGCGCUGCCUUCCCCCCUGACAGUCCCUGACGUCUCCCGCCGCUAGAAGACCUCCCGCGUCCCGAUCCCGCGUCCCGAUCCCCCCCUCCCCCCCGCACCCGCACCUCCACCUCCAGCGGCCGCAGCCAUUUCAUCUCCCCAGCCAAGAGACCCGAAAACAUGGCAGAAAUGGAGAAAGAAGGGAGACCUCCGGAAAAUAAGAGGAGCAGGAAGCCCGCUCAUCCCGUCAAGAGGGAGAUCAACGAGGAGAUGAAGAACUUUGCAGAAAACACUAUGAAUGAGCUCCUUGGCUGGUAUGGCUAUGAUAAGGUUGAGCUGAAAGAUGGCGAAGAUAUCGAAUUCAGGAACUACCCUUCGGAUGGGGAGAGCCGACAGCACAUUUCUGUUCUCAAAGAAAAUUCUUUGCCAAAACCCAAAUUACCCGAGGACAGUGUAAUUUCACCCUUCAAUAUAAACCCAAGCUACCCGGGUCUUGCCACAGGAAAUGGACUUUCUGACUCACCAGCAGGGUCAAAGGACCAUGGAAAUGUGCCCAUUAUUGUACCGUUAAUUCCACCACCUUUCAUAAAGCCACCAGCAGAAGAUGAUGUGUCAAAUGUACAAAUAAUGUGUGCCUGGUGCCAGAAAGUGGGAAUCAAGCGCUAUUCCCUGAGUAUGGGAAGCGAGGUGAAAAGCUUCUGCAGCGAGAAGUGCUUUGCAGCAUGCCGAAGAGCCUAUUUCAAGAGAAACAAGGCUAGAGAUGAAGAUGGACAUGCUGAAACUUUCCCCCCGCAGCACUAUGCUAAGGAAACUCCAAGGCUUGCCUUCAAGAAUAACUGCGAACUACUUCGUUUCUGUAAUAAGAGAACCAAGGACUUUACAUCAGCCUUGCAAAUAACCACAUGUCAACUCACCCAGGUGUGCGACUGGUGCAAGCACAUCCGACACACCAAGGAGUACCUGGAUUUUGGGGACGGAGAGCGACGGCUACAGUUCUGCAGCGCCAAGUGUCUCAAUCAGUACAAAAUGGACAUCUUCUACAAAGAGGCCCAGGCCAACCUCCCGGCUGGGCUGUGUGGCCCGCUGCACCCCGCCCUGGAGAGCAAAGCCGACGGCCCCGGCGCGCAGCUGCUCACGCCCGACUCCUGGAACCUGCCACUGGCGGAGGCUCGCCGCAAGUCCUCGUCCCCUGGGCCGGCCACCGCCGGCCAGAGCCAGGGCCCCGGCCCAUCAGCCGCCGCCUCCCCACCCGCCGCCACCCCCCAUUGCCCCGCCAAAGCCUCCACACCCGUCCCCAAGUCCAUGCCCCCGCUUGGCGAGCCCCCCGCCCUCCCCCCGGUGUCGGUCCAGCCCCCAGCUGGCAUCGUGCCCCCUCCGAUGGGCGUGCCCCCCCGGAGCCCACCCAUGGUGAUGACCAAUCGAGGGCCGGUGCCUCUGCCCAUCUUCAUGGAGCAGCAGAUCCUGCAGCAGAUCCGCCCGCCCUUCAUCCGUGGGCCGCCCCACCACGCCUCCACCCCCAACAGCCCCCUGCCCAACCCGCUGCUCCCCGGCCUAGGGCCAGCCCCGGGGGGGCCCCGGAGCCUCGGCCCCACCUCCAGCCCCAUGCACAGGCCCAUGCUCUCCCCUCACAUCCACCCCCCGACCACACCCACCAUGCCGGGGAACCCUCCGGGCCUGCUGCCCCCACCCCCACCUGGGGCCCCCCUGCCCAGUCUGCCCUUCCCGCACCCAGCAGUGGGCAUGAUGCCCAAUGGGCCGCUGCCCCUGCCCCAGAUGAUGAACUUCGGCCUGCCGUCUCUAGCCCCGCUGGUGCCCCCGCCCACGCUCCUCGUGCCAUACCCAGUCAUCGUGCCCCUGCCCGUGCCCAUCCCCAUCCCCAUCCCCGUCCCACAUGCUGGAGAUUCCAAGCCCCCCAGCGGUUUCUCCAGCAAUGGGGAAAGCCUCAUUCCCAGUCCGCCUGGCGACUCUCCCGGGGCCAAGCCAGCCGGCCGCUCCCUGUCCCCUCGGGACCCGAAGCAGGGCCCCUCCAAGGCCCCCGACGCGCCCUCCGACACCCCUCCCGGCAGCUCUGGCCGGCCUCCGGGUCAGGCCCCCGCGCCCCAGGACCACGGGAAGAGCCAAGUGGUCGACUUGACUCUCCGGCCGGGCAGCCCGCUUGGUGGCAGGCAUGACUUUGCCCGGCCACCACCCGGACCCCAGGACGGCGUCAUCGACCUGACGCUGGGCCACCGGGCCCGGCUACACCACGUCAUCCAGCGGGCCCUGCACCCACCUGGGCCAGCGAGGCGCGAGGACCGCGAGCCCCGCCCUGGGGCAGCCAGCCCGCCGGCUGGGACCGUGGAGCGGCGAGGGGGAGGUGGCUUCAGGGACGGCAGCGGCCACCCCACGGCCGACAUCAAGCCCUUGACGGGUGGCCCGGGACCCCUGACGGCUGGGCCUCCCCCACCCACCGCAGGGCCGGACACAGGCGCCGCUGUCUGCAACGUUAUCGUUAACGGCAUGAAGAGCACCGAGGGGCCACGGGGCUCGGACCAGCCAGUGGAGGUGCCCCCGCCACCUUUACCCCUGCUGCCGCCCCUGCCCCUCCUUCCGCCUCUCCCCCCGCCGCCACCGCCGCCACUGCAGAAAAAGCCACCGCCCCCGGAGCCGGCUGUGAGCGAGCUGGAGUCCGUCAAAGAGAACAACUGUGCCACCCCCCGCCUCCUGGAUGGAGAGACUGCCAAGAAGCUAUUGGGGGAGGAGGCCCUCUCCGGGGGCGACAAGACAGACCCUAGCCUCAACCACCCAGCUGACGAGGACCACGCGUACGCCCUGAGGAUGCUGCCCAAGCCAGGCUGCGUGAUCCAGCCUGUGCCCAAGCCCACGGACAAGGCAGGACUGGCGCCUGGCAGGAUCGCCACCCCACUGCUGGGCGCUGGGCCCGAGGAUCUGGAGCCGCCGCUCAAGAGGAGGUGCCUCCGGAUCCGCAAUCAGAACAAGUAGAGGGCUGCUGGCUGUAGGGCUGCUGGCUGCAGAGCAGCGUGCCCGGAGGAAAGGAGCAGAGCGAACGCAUCACUCCACCACCGACACCCGCUGGUCUGCCCGCCGGCCCCUGGGACUCACACGCCAGCGAGGGAGCAGGCCAACCUCCUGACGACAAGGCUCUCCUGGGAGCCGCCCCCCAAGCCGAGCCUCCAGCUGCCUGCCUCUGGGCCCGAGGGUGGCCCCGCCGCUACAUGCCCAGGGGAGCAGGGGGCUCGCCUUGGCCCGAUUGCAACAAAACCAAAACACGAUAAAGUGAAAGGAAAUCGACCGACCACACGGACCAACAUAGGCAUGGGGUACUUUUCUCUCUCCGUCUUUCAAGACUCAGAAAUCGGAGGAGGGAUGAGGAUCUGGAUUUUUUUUUUCUACAUUUUUGUCUUUUCAAAAACUGCUGUGGUUUUGCUGCUACACUAAGAGUCGUGAUCGCAUUGUACGGUUUUGGACCUAUUCAAGUUUCGGUGGGGGAAGGGGCAGGGCGGAAACGGCGACGCCUCUGCGUCAUCUCCAACCGGCCCAGGAUGCACUUUUAAAUGAAGAGUUAGAAUAUUUUAUUGGCUAAUAUACUUUUGUUAUUUUUACAAUGGCCACCUUUGUCCUUUUUAAUGCCAUAUUUUCAGUGUUACACUUUUAUGGCUUUUAAUUUUUGAUUUGACAGAUGUACGAAGCAGCAUGAAUAGUUUAUACUGUGGUUUUUCAGAGACUGAAUGCCAAGAGAACUCAGUAAAUGUUUAUUCUUCUCAGCUUUCUCUUUAAAUUCCCCGACCUAGCACCCCAUUUGGGGACAGUGCAAGAGUGUUGAACUAAAGACCAAAAUUCCCUCCAGGUGUAAAAUAAUCCGCGGGGAAUAUUUGCUAGGCGUCGCAAGAGGCGUGGAUGAAAUUUCAACCCUGUUGGUUCUCCGUGAUCCAGAAAGUCGGAGAGACAGUCUCUGUGCACGCCGAGCCCUUUCCUGGCAAUUGGAACGGUGUGGGAGCCCGGUGGAAAUAGGGGAAAGCGCGAAAGAUGCCCCGUGAUUCUGUUUCACUGUUUGCUUUCUCCUGUCAUGGUGAAGAGAAAUGUGCAAUUCGAUCCUCAGUCAGUGGGUGGAGGAUGACAGGGUAGAUUUAUUGUGUGCACUUGUACAGUGGUAGCCGAGAGUCCAAAAGUCCACUAGAGCAUGUAUACGGGCACGGGGUUGGUAAGACAGUUGUGACAUGCCCCAUUCUGACAUACAAAAGGAAAAAAAAAAAAAAAAAAAGACAAAAAAAGAAAAGACAAAAAAAAAAUCACCUUGUGAUUCAGUGUAUCUGUUUACUAACUCCAAUAAAGCAAUUGUCCACCCUGAAGGUUUCAGAGGGUACCCUGGCCUUCAAGGCCGCAGAGAAGAGCUGAGAGGAGCAGAGAGUAGGCUGCUGUCAUGAGGGGCGGGGACAGGGUGGGAUCUAAGCCAGGAACGGGAGCCUUGUACACAUGGGCACUGUGGACGCUAUGUAUAUAUACUGUAUUUCUCUAUUUUCCUUUGUACAGACUCACAUAACAAGUCAAGCUACUGUUUUACAGGUGCUCCUUAUUUAUUAGGGCUGGGAGAGUUGGGGAGGUGCCCCGGGCAACACAGCUCACUUUUUAAGAAGAAAAUUGGG
Molecule: messenger RNA, 4843 nt
Organism: Ornithorhynchus anatinus (platypus)
Lineage: Eukaryota; Metazoa; Chordata; Mammalia; Monotremata; Ornithorhynchidae
Gene: SOBP
Product: sine oculis binding protein homolog
Exons: 8
Coding region: 381-3182 (933 amino acids)
Biological process (GO): animal organ development
Cellular component (GO): nucleus
Source: RefSeq, a predicted model, not a curated record